Molecule: messenger RNA, 2367 nt
Organism: Clonostachys byssicola
Lineage: Eukaryota; Fungi; Ascomycota; Sordariomycetes; Hypocreales; Bionectriaceae
Source: the annotation of a GenBank genome assembly
AUGGAAUCAGAAACUCCCCCCUUGAAUACAGCAGCAGACGAAGCUCGUCAGCGCGGCAAUAAUCUGUACAAGCAGGGCAAGCUUAGAGAAGCUGAAACUGCAUAUUUGGAAGCUUCCCGCAUUGCUUCUGAUGAUGCGCGACCACUAUCAAAUCUAGCCGCUGUAUAUUAUGAGCUCGCCACUUCGUUGUUGCUCCUCGGGAAAGAUGGCGGUGAAGCAUCCGCCGACAAGACCCGGAUCCGGCUCUGCAAGGCAUUGUUCUUCUCCCAAAAGACAGAUGAAGCUAAUGAUGUUCUAUCUCAAAUAACUUCUGUGGAAGCGCGUAAGACGCUCGAGUCAUUGCCGGCCCGGGCCUCCAUCAGCCCGCAGUCUCCAUCAAGCCUUCUAUCGACACGCAAGAAGUUGCUUGAUCGUGUUCCGCGCUAUAGAACAGUCCUGCAAGACGAGCCUGAGUUUUACUCAGUCGGACAUGACGAUGCGCGUUCGUUCCUCACCAAGAGUCAGCUUAACAAUGGCAAGGAUCUGGCCUGUCUCUGCUGCGGGAUCGGUGACGCUCGACUCCUCUUCGCUACUAUGGCCAUUGCUGCCGUCGUGUCAGGAUUGAAACCGCCCAAGAGGAAACUUCACUUUACUCUUGUGGAUUUGAAAGCCACUGUUUUUGCUCGUGAUUUGCUCAUCUUCCGUAUGCUAUUCGAUCUCCAGACCCAGACCCCGAAACAAAGAGAGGAGACAAACAUUGCGAUAUCCUACGUAUUCGCGGGACAGCUCAUGCCCUCAUGGGCAUCUGACAUCCUCCACGGAGCCAUGGCAGCCGUCAUCGCCGAGCUGCAAGAUCUCUCCAGUAAUGUGAUGGGUAUAUUUUAUAUCCCAGAGCCCGCCCGCCAAGGCAUUGCCCGCGUAUUGAAGGAGUGGCAGCAGCCACCCGAGCCCUGGUAUACAACGGCCGCACUCAGGCGUGAUCUAUCGCGGGAGCGUGCGAACCGCGAAAUGGAGCAGUCUGCUUUAUUUGGAGAUGAUAUGGAACUAGAGAGUGGCAAGGUCCCUCCCGGAUGCGGGAAGCAUAAUCCUGAUGCCCAGAGCUUCGAUGACAUCUAUAUCAUGCUGCCACCAGCGCAUCUUGUGCAAAAGCACGAGCCUCGCCUGGCUGAAAUCCACAACGCGUAUCGCAAGAAGAAGAACAAAAAGAAUCGCAAAGUUCUCGACGAUUACAUCAAUUCAAACUGGAAGCCUAACGUCACCGUCAUUGAUCUGGAGUUUCAACGCAAGAGAGAGGACCGAGCGACGGGACAGCCUGACAUCUCCUGGUCUCCUCACCAAAUUGCCUCUGACUAUGUUGGCGGUUCCCUCACAACCUUUCUCCACGGUAUCCCCCUACUCCUUGAGGAGGGCAAAUCUCAGCUGAGGUCUUAUGUCUUGCGAAACACUCCCGCUUGGCUCACGCACGACCAGUUCCUUGCAGAAUAUCUGCUCCUCAGUGACCGCGCGACAAUCGAGUCCCAUUUCCACACCUCUCUCACCCGGAGCUCCAAGCUGACAGAGAAGAUGUACCACGGUGUGCGAGCUGGCCCCGGUGGCAUCGUCAUGGUAUCAGGAUUCGAUUCUGCCGGCGGCAUCCUGUGUUUGCCAUAUCCCCGCGUGCGAUUUGACCCCGUGGGUGUCCUCGCGCCUCUCAACCUCACGGCAUUCCUCCACCUGAUUGCCCACGUCGCGUCGCUCGGGUACCCGCUGCACUGGCUCUCUGCGACACUGGCAGCGCUCUGUAGUGGUAUGUUAUCCCGGAUUCGCGCGGGACCUCCUGGAGCUGAGAUCACGGACAGAAAGCUGGAGAAGCUGGCAGGGGAGACCUAUACACCGGCUGACGUGUCUGUCGCUCCCUUCGCCGCCGAGUUCCGUACGCUCGUGGCGAUGUGGGAACCUGUCCUUGGAAUCCCGUUGGUUUGGGAUACUCCCGCUGGAAAUGAGCCGCUGCUUCCCAAGUCGAGUAUGAUUCGACGGUAUACUAUACGAUUCGCAGGAACUAUUUGGGACUCGUACUUGAUGAACUCGUUCUUUUCUGUGGUGAUUAAGCAUAAGAAUUUCAAAGCACCAUCUAAUUAUUUGGCGCAUCUGUUAGAUGAUCGGUCAGGCGAACCAUCUACUGCCGCAAGGGACGCGAGGAGGGCCCCGCGGCUGCAUCUGAUUUCGGCCUGCAAGUGGACAUCUGACACCAAGACCAUGGAGUUUUGGAUGGACGAGAGGACGAUUGAUGGUGUGUUGGCAGAAAAGGGCUGGGAGGCAUGGAUCUGGCGCACAGAUACAUGGGAGUCAGCAAUGGGGCCUCUUUCUUUAGACGAAGGUGCCUUGGUCAAGAAUGAGGCAUGGUCUUGA